GGCCGGUGGGUGGCUCCCGCCCAGAUGUCAGUUUAGCGGGACGCGCCAUUCGUACGGACGUCGAAGUUGUUCUCGUAAUGUGAAACGAAUACGAACAAUGUUUUGUGUGAUAUCUGGAUUAGACGUUGUUUUGAAAUAGAUCGCGCGUGUUAAGUUUUCGAGUUUAUUUUCGAUGAGUUUUCUUUCAACCUGACAUUGGUGCUGAAAGAUUGCGAUGGAGACAGACAAGAUGUCAACAGCAUCAUCAGUGGGUGCUGAGAGGAGACCCUUGCUGCAAGCAUUAGUGCUGGAGAGAAGGAUCCUUUUCGCUUGCACUGUACUCGUCGGCUUGUCAACAUUUAUUUGGAUAACUGCUGUAUGCACCGAGAAAUGGGUGCAUAUUUAUAGUUCAAAUGGUAUAUAUAUAACAAACAGGGGAGAAUAUUUUAUGUGGAGUGACUCCGGUGUGUGGCAAAUAUGCAGAUACGUAUUUCGUCCUGCAGUUGUACCAGAGGCCGUGAAUGCAUCAACACCGAGACCUAUUGAUGUAACAGGGUUGACAGGGGAAUAUUACACAAACUGCACGAACUACUUAGCACAGCCUAUUAUGAAGAAUGGAAAACCAGCAGAUCCCGCUUAUGAUAUUGAUGUUGCUAACUAUGUUCGAACGAUGAUAUCAUUCGGUAUCAUAAGUUUGUUCGUGAUGGCUAUGGGCUGUGGCUUCUCAAUCUACACCUUCCGCAACCCAAGAUAUAUGUUCAAGCGUCUGGCAGCUGGCAUACACUUUAUAAGCACUUCCUGUACUUUUGUAGUAGUGCAAGUCACAAUGUCCUCUUUGGAUCACAUGCAGAAGAACGUGAAAUAUAUUUAUCCUGAACGUGCCUCCCACUACUUCCACAUAAGUUACUUUCUGGCGUGGUUCGUCGUCUUAGUGAACUUCUUCGCAGCGGCGUCCUUCCUGUGGUAUUCCCGUAAAAGGAAAGGUGAUAAGGCAGCGACCGAUGAACUAGCAAUGGCGGAUGAACCUACGAUCAUAGGUCGAUGACCUUUCAGUCUUUUUCUCACGGUCCAGGUACAAUGGACAUUUCCACUACUCCCUAAACUCUGCUCAAACCAGACCAAAGAUCUGCGAAAAUGUCUUCCACAAACGCUAGUUAUAAUCCAUCAGCUUUUGGCUAUUUAUCAAUGCUCGUUUAUUUUAUAGGUAUUUGAAAAUAAUGCACUAAUUAAAAAUAUUAUGAUCUUUUAAAAUAUAAUAAUUUUUCAAUAAUCUAAAUCUUACUUAAAAUAUAAAACUCACUAUUAAAAAAUAUGAUCUUUUGAAAUUAUUUUUCAAUACCUAAAAUAUACAAAAUGAAUUUAGGUUCAGUCAAGUCAGGUCAUAUUUGAGUGUUAUCAGAUUUUUUUAUAGAUAACUUCUAUCUAUAGUUAAUAUUAUAUACCUUUGAAAUUAGCUGGCUAGAAGAAGCUAUUAUAGUAAUAAUUGUUCGAAAAAAAUAUUUCACUUGAGUUUCAAAUUCAAUAUAAAAUUUGCGAUGCAUUAAAGCUUGUCUUUUAUUAUAUUCUACUAUUGUUAUAUUCUUAUUAAGGUGUGUAUUAUUUUAAAUAAAAGUAAUGGCGUCUGAACUUUCAAUCUGAAAUUUCAUACUCGUUUUUUUUUAAAUCUGUAUUUACUUAAAUUAUGAUAAUUUAUUGUUGAAUUUUAAAAAUGUAUUCGAAGUGCUAAAUAUACCUAGUUUUAAGAUCUUGUAGUAAUUUUAAUUGAACAUCUUCGAGGUAGCCCUCUUGAUAACACCAAGUAGGUUGUAUAUAAUACAGUUCUAUAACUUCUACGUUUUGAUAACGUUUGCUCAUUUUAUUAUGGUUGUAGCUAAAAUAUUACACUUAAAAGCCAAUAAAACCCUAUUUUCAAAAUCAUCAGCAUACAAAAGAUAUUUUCCCCAACAAAGUGUGGGGUAAAAUAAAAAUGUUUGACUACUUGCGGGUAGCUAAGUGACAACUUAAAAAUAAUUGUCGUAAUUUUUCUAUAAUAAAAUAUUUUUUUUAUUAUAUAUGCGAUGAAGGGAAUAAGGAAAGAAGGGAUUUUCUUAUAAAGGUGAUUAGAAAAAAUUCAAGCGGUUGGUAAUAUAAUUAUAUUAAAGUGAUAGAUGAAGGUGUCUCUAUAUCUUGUCUGUCAUAUAAAAUAAUCAUUAUACUAAAAGUGCAAAAAUGGAUAAACGACAUUCCUAAAACAGCUCUACAAAACACCGUGGCUACAUUAUAAUUCACACUGUGUUACAAAUUCCAGAGAUAAGUGGCAAAAUGAGUCUGUAAGUUUGUAAGUAGUUCGGAGUACUCGAAAACAACAAAGAAACUCCGAGUCCUGAAUAAUAAGAACGUUCGUUCUAAAUUUAAAAUUUCUGCUUCCGUCAUGUCAAGUAGGUGUUUCGAUAUGUCACACCUAAAAUAACAAAGGAAUGAAAUUCCUCUUUUCCGCCUUUGGUUUUGUGUUACAACUUUUUUUAGAAAAUCUAUUAAAAAUACACACUUUUGAAUAACACUUUGUUGACAGUUGAUCUCUAUUAAUAAUCAGGGUAAGAAAGAUACCUUGAAAGGUUAACCAACAAAAAGCUACAACCUAACUGCCUAAAGUAUAUUUAAAUACUUGUUUUAUAUUAUUUUAAACUUAGUACAAACUGUUUUCAUAUUAGUGUUUUAGUGAUAAUUAUAGAUGCUAUAAAGCUUACGGUUUAAGCUUUUCUUGUAUUUUUAAGAAUGUAAUAUUUAAAUACAACACAAGUAGUAUUUCGGAAUCAAACUUUUUCUCAAUUAAACUUGUAAAAUAUAUAAUUUUUAUUUACAGUUAAUAAAACUACUUUAUUUUCUAUAAGCGGUUACGGAAAUAUCAAAAUAAUGUCAACGUUUGCAACUAAAGGAAUUAAAGAUUAAAGACUAUGUAAUAUAUUCUAGUCAAGUUAAAAUACUCCAAUAGACAAUGUGCACUAAAAUUUAAUUUUUGCUGUGCCUUAUUGCUCUUGCUGAAUGUUUAUCUAUAAUUAAGGCUAUAUUAAGACUAUAUUCAUAAGUCAAUAUAUUGGUGAUGCUUAAAAAUAAUUUUCACUUUCAAAAUCUAUGAAAUAUUUUCUUAAUGUGUUACAUCUGUAUUUUUGUCUUCAAUAUACUUAUAUAAUAUCACUUAUAUGUCUUUGACCUUUACACACAAUAAAAUCUUUCACACAA
Molecule: messenger RNA, 3198 nt
Organism: Pieris rapae (cabbage white)
Lineage: Eukaryota; Metazoa; Arthropoda; Insecta; Lepidoptera; Pieridae
Exons: 7
Coding region: 215-1024 (269 amino acids)
Cellular component (GO): plasma membrane
Source: RefSeq, a predicted model, not a curated record